Thelazia callipaeda (thelaziosis nematode) is the source of this 995-nucleotide messenger RNA. The record is from the annotation of a GenBank genome assembly. NCBI's taxonomy places the organism in Eukaryota, Metazoa, Nematoda, Chromadorea, Rhabditida, Thelaziidae.
AUGUUUGGUGCUCGAGCAGAAGGGCCAUACUCAUUUCAAACAUGUAAAGGAUCAUGUGCAAAUGAUGAAGAUCCCGUGAAAAGUAGUCAAGAAAUACAGUGCUCAGGAUUCAAUUAUCGUCAAGGACUAUCACAGUAUUCGCAACAUUGCCAGUUGUAUCAGGCUGAUCAGUUACAACACGGAGAAAGUUUUUUUGAAGCUGACGAUAGGUAUUCAUUCUACUGGGAGUAUUGUGUUCAAUCGAACAAAAGUUGCUCUGGAGACUAUGCGUUCACAUACUUAUCAGAUCGUUACAUGGAUCUUCAAGAAGUUCGAGAAGUGAUUAGUACACAAACGCUGGAAGAUUGCUUAACUGCGUGUUUGGAUGUAACUAAUUACGCAUGUCGCAGUGCAUCUUACAACCGUACUGAUGGCGAUUGUCUUUUAUCACAUCAUAAUCAGUUGAGCAAACCAGCAAUGAUUAAGAUCAAUAAUAAUCCCAAUUACCGAAUUGAUUAUUACGAAAACAAUUGCGUCAACAGUUACUUUCAAAAAAUUGUCGAUCACUUUAUAAAAUUAAAUAAUAAUUAUGGUUUAAAUAAAAAUGAUACUUUUAAUAUAUUGACGACAAUAAAAACUGACAGUUCAGUUGCAGAUUCUUUCACAUUUGAUUAUAAUUGCGAAGAUGAUGGGAUACAAGUGAAGGUCACCUCCAAGUAUCCAUAUACAGGUGCUAUGUAUGGCUUGUAUGAUUUUUUUACUUGUCGUAUUGAACCUAAGGAUGAGACCGAAUUUGAAUAUUUUUUCCCAUUUCCAACUAUUUCCGGAAAUUGCAGUGAUAGCAUGCGUUAUAAGGGAAGAGAUGUAGUACUGGAAAUAGUGUUAUCAACUGAUGGUGUAGAGCCAUUGUACUUUAUAACUCCUGAUGAUCUCACCUACCAAGCUCGAUGUCCGUUGAAGGAAGAUAAGCAUUCGAGUCGUGACAACGAUAUUAAUCCCAGCAUUGAAAAGUAAGU